UCCGAACCCGGAAGCGCGAGGCUCGCGCCCACUGCGCGGACCUUUCGGCGAGGGGGAGCGCGGCGGCCCAGGCUCGCCCGGCCGCGCGCCCCGCCCCUCGGAGGCCCGCCCUCCUGCUCGCCCCCACAGCUCGCAGCGCCUGCGGGUACUGAGUGCUUCAGCUGCCGGCGGUGACCUGGGCCCAGCCACCCCCACGGCCCGCGCUCCUACUGGAGGGAAGAGCCGCCUUGGGGAGGAGGGAAAGGGACGUGGGGGAGGCCACGGCAGGGUUAACCUCCAUUUCAGCUAAUCAUGGGAGAGAUUAAAGUCUCUCCUGAUUAUAACUGGUUUAGAAGUACAGUUCCCCUUAAAAAGAUUAUCGUGGAUGAUGAUGAUAGUAAAAUAUGGUCACUGUAUGAUGCAGGCCCCAGAAAUAUCAGGUGUCCUCUGAUCUUUCUCCCCCCUGUCAGUGGAACUGCUGAUGUGUUUUUCAGGCAGAUCUUGGCGUUGACUGGCUGGGGUUACCGGGUUAUAGCUUUGCAGUAUCCAGUUUAUUGGGACCAUCUCGAAUUCUGUGACGGAUUCAGAAAACUUUUAGACCAUUUACAACUGGAUAAAGUUCAUCUUUUUGGGGCUUCUUUGGGUGGCUUUUUGGCCCAGAAAUUUGCUGAAUAUACACACAAAUCUCCCAGAGUCCAUUCCCUCAUCCUCUGCAAUUCCUUCAGUGACACCUCUAUCUUCAACCAAACUUGGACUGCAAACAGCUUUUGGCUGAUGCCAUCAUUUAUGCUCAAAAAAAUCGUUCUUGGAAACUUUUCAUCUGGCCCAGUGGACCCUAUGAUGGCUGAUGCUAUUGAUUUUAUGGUGGACAGGCUGGAAAGUUUGGGGCAGAGUGAACUGGCUUCAAGACUUACCCUGAAUUGUCAGAAUUCUUAUGUGGAACCUCAUAAGAUUCGGGACAUCCCUGUGACCAUUAUGGAUGUAUUUGACCAGAGUGCACUUUCAACCGAGGCUAAAGAAGAAAUGUACAAACUGUAUCCUAAUGCCCGGAGGGCUCACCUUAAAACAGGAGGCAAUUUCCCAUACCUGUGCAGAAGUGCAGAGGUGAAUCUUUAUGUACAGAUCCAUUUGCUGCAAUUCCACGGAACCAAAUAUGCGGCCAUUGACCCGUCGAUGGUCAGCGCCGAGGAACUGGAGGUGCAGAAAGGCAGCCUUAGCCUCAGUCAGGAGGAGCAGUAGCUGCGGCUUCGCCUGUUGAUGACGAGUGGUCCAGAGAGUUCUUGUACAGUCAGCGGCGGGAGUGCCUGCUGGGCGGCCUCCCCGUUCCGUGGUCGGGUUCGCCGGUGAUCACUGUGUUUGGAAGUAGGGACUGUUUGUCAUCUUUGUGACAGGCAGCAGCUCUUCUGAGCCAGUGUAACUCUUCGUUUUUUUUUUUAGCUUUUGAAUUUGAGGAAGUACUUUUGAAGACUCCCAUUUUAAGAAUUGUGAAAAUUUUGCUACCAAAAGUCUUCUCACCAUCGUGUUCUUAAGGGAAUGUUAAUUUCUGAGGUUUGGGGUUUUGUGAGGUUAUUUUUUUCUUUUUCCUUUUCCUUUCUUUCCUCCUCUCUUUCUUUUUAUGUUAUUUGCUGUAAAUGCUGCACAUCCAGAUUGUGUAUUGGAAGGAC
This is a messenger RNA of Lutra lutra (Eurasian river otter), 1643 nucleotides long. It is a transcript of the gene SPG21, whose product is annotated as SPG21 abhydrolase domain containing, maspardin. Bases 292 to 1218 code for a protein of 308 amino acids. The record is from RefSeq and is a predicted model, not a curated record. Gene Ontology annotation, molecular function: CD4 receptor binding. The transcript is spliced from 9 exons. Lineage: Eukaryota; Metazoa; Chordata; Mammalia; Carnivora; Mustelidae. Gene Ontology annotation, cellular component: cytosol; trans-Golgi network transport vesicle.